AUGGAUUCCAGUCUUCUCCAGGCAAUUGAGGAAAUUGAGAAAUUUUUCCAGCAUCUCUCUGAGCGGCAUACAGAACAGGCAGAAACCCCAGAUGCACCAGAACCAGAGAACUGUAUGCCUCUGACUGCCCGUGCUGAGGAGAGCCAACAUGAGUCAACCCAGAGCAAGACGAUGCCUCCCUUGGGGUCCACAAUGAUGACUUCUGUAUGCACUAACAUCCCUGGGACAGUUCUCACCCAGGACUUAACAAUGCACCCUCUUAAAGCCCUUGAAGACCUAAGUGACACUUAUUCCAUGGGCCAGAAAGUGACUUCCUUUGAUCAGAUAAAACACACAGCAGGCUCCCAGAUGACAGAUGUUACUGACACCCCAAAGUCAUCACCCACUGAUUGCCAGAAGACAACCAUCACUGCAAGCAACAUGACAAUCUCCAGUGAAAGUAGCCAGCUGAACACCCCAAGCAGUGACCAGACCCUCAAUGAGAGUCAGAUACCAGCCCUGCAUGGAGAUCAGAUGAAGACCCUCAGUGAUAACCAGACUCUCUGUGGGGACCAGGUGACCUUCAGUAGUGACCAGACCCUCACUGAUGGUCAUACAGUGACUUCCAGCAGCGAUCAGACCCUCUCUGGGGGCCAAAUGACAACUAGUCUAGACCUCUAUGGAGGGCAAAUGAUGACUUCCAUUGAUAACCAGACCCUCUGUGGGGAGCAGAUGACGACCUCCAGUGGUAACCAGGCCCUCUACGGGAGACAGAUGACGACUUCCACUGGUAACCAGACCCUCUGUGGAGAGCAGAUGACAACUUCCACUGGUAAUCAGGCCCUCUAUGGGGGGCAGAUGACGACCUCCACUGGUAACCAGGCCCUCUAUGGGGGGCAGAUGACGACCUCCACUGGUAACCAGGCCCUCUACGGGGGGCAGAUGACGACCUCCACUAGUAACCAGACCCUCUACGGGGGGCAGAUGACGACCUCCACUAGUAACCAGACCCUCUGUGGAGAGCAGAUGACGACCUCCACUAGUAACCAGACCCUCUGUGGGGAGCAGUUGAUGACCUCCUCUGGUAACCAAGCCCUCUACAGGGAGCAGAUGAUGACCUCCAUUAGUAACCAGACCCUCUGUGGGAGACAGAUGACGACCUCCACUGGUAACCAGACCCUCUAUGGGAGACAGAUGACGACCUCCACUGGUAACCAGACCCUCUAUGGGAGACAGAUGACGACCUCCACUGGUAACCAGACCCUCUGUGGAGAGCAGAUGACAACCUCCACUGGUAACCAGGCCCUCUAUGGGGGGCAGAUGACGACCUCCGCUAGUAACCAGACCCUCUGUGGGAGACAGAUGACGACCUCCACUGGUAACCAGACCCUCUAUGAGAGACAGAUGACGACCUCCACUGGUAACCAGACCCUCUGUGAGGAGCAAGUGACGACCUCCACUGGUAACCAAGCCCUCUACAGGGAGCAGAUGACGACCUCCACUAGUAACCAGACCCUCUGUGGGAGACAGAUGACGACCUCCACUGGUAACCAGACCCUCUAUGGGAGACAGAUGACGACCUCCACUGCUAACCAGACCCUCUGGGGAGAGCAGAUGACAACCUCCACUGGUAACCAGGCCCUCUAUGGGGGGCAGAUGACAACCUCCACUAGUAACCAGACCCUCUGUGGAGAGCAGACGACGACCUCCACUAGUAACCAGACCCUCUGUGGGGAGCAAGUGAUGACCUCCACUGGUAACCAAGCCCUCUGUGGAGGGCAGAUGAUGACCUCCACUGGUAACCAGAACCUCUAUGGGGGGCAGAUGAUGACCUCCACUGGUAACCAGAACCUCUGUGGAGAGCAGGUGACGACCUCCACUGGUAACCAGGCCCUCUAUGGGGGGCAGAUGAUGACCUCCACUGGUAACCAGGCCCUCUACGGGGGGCAGAUGACGACCUCCACUAGUAACCAGACCCUCUGUGGGGAGCAGAUGACGACCUCCACUAGUAACCAGACCCUCUGUGGGGAGCAGAUGAUGACCUCCACUGGUAACCAGAACCUCUGUGGAGAGCAGAUGACAACCUCCACUGGUAACCAGGACCUCUAUGGGGGGCAGAUGACGACCUCCACUAGUAACCAGACCCUCUGUGGGGAGCAGAUGACGACCUCCACUAGUAACCAGACCCUCUGUGGGGAGCAGGUGACGACCUCCACUGGUAACCAGGCCCUCUAUGGGGGGCAGAUGAUGACCUCCACUGGUAACCAGACCCUCUACGGGGGGCAGAUGACGACCUCCACUAGUAACCAGACCUUCUGUGGGGAGCAGGUGACGACCUCCACUGGUAACCAGGCCCUCUACGGGGGGCAGAUGACGACCUCCACUAGUAACCAGACCCUCUGUGGAGAGCAGAUGACGACCUCCACUAGUAACCAGACCCUCUGUGGGGAGCAGGUGACGACCUCCACUGGUAACCAAGCCCUCUACGGGGGGCAGAUGACGACCUCCACUGGUAACCAGGCCCUCUACGGGGGGCAGAUGACAACCUCUGCUAGUAACCAGACCCUCUGUGGAGAGCAGAUGACGACCUCCACUAGUAACCAGACCCUCUGUGAGGAGCAGGUGAUGACCUCCACUGGUAACCAGAACCUCUACGGGGGGCAGAAUAUGACCUCCACUGAUAACCAGGCCCUCUAUGGAGGCCAGAUGGCAACAUAUAGUGGCAACUGGACCCUCUAUGGGGACCAGAUGCUGACUCUUCAGGUGGGCAAUAUGACAACGCUCACUGAUGACCACAGCCUUUAUGGGGGAUAUAUGAUGUCCCAUCAGUUCUCAUCAUUGCCAUACCCAGGAUUCCUAUGCUUUUCAAGUUCCCAUUUGAUUGAAGGACAACUCCCAAAACAGAAGACACAGAGCUGCCAGUUCUGGAAGAAUCCUGAGGUUUCAAGGCCCUAUGUCUGCACUUACGAGGACUGCAAGAUGUCUUAUGGAAAGGCUUGCCACCUCCGAACCCACAUGCGCAAGCACACCGGGGAGAAGCCCUAUGUAUGCGAUGUAGAGGGAUGUACGUGGAAAUUUGCCCGCUCAGAUGAGCUCAACAGACACAAGAAAAGGCACACUGGGGAAAGGCCCUACCUGUGUUCAAUAUGCAGCAAGAAUUUUGCAAGAUCUGAUCACCUAAAGCAGCAUGCAAAGGUCCACAACAUUCGCCCAGGAUUAUGAACCCUUCAGCCCAUGUGGAAAUGUGUACAGCUAAAAGAUUCUCCCUAUUGAGUUUGUUUCCCUUGAACAAGCUCCCCUAUUUCCCUAUGCCAGUAGCUAGUAGGUGCUUAAUAUUAUGCAUAAGUUUUCUAAAAUAUACAAAAAAAGUAGGUAUGCGUUUUCAUGUGAAAACUGGAUGACUUUCAACUUGAAACCAGAAGCACUCUUCAUUCAUUCCCCUCUCUCAGGGUAAUGGCUUUUAUCAGCAUGCUGUGAAUCCUUCUAGAUCUUACUCUGUAUUUACCUGUAUGUGUACUUUUAAAAACGUAUCUAUGUAGGUGAUUGAGAUUGAUAUGUGUAUAGCUCAGAGGGUAAAGAAUGAAACUUUUUUUGUGUGUAGCUGAGUCCAUGUUUCUUUGGAGCUUCAUUCCUAUGAGGUGAAAAGGAGGGGACGCUCAGUCACGUCCAGUGUAAAGUGGUCUCAGGUUAAAUGGACUUUGCUUAGAAGAGUACUUAGCCUAUUCAAAGGUUCAACCUCAGGCAGGUGUGGUGGCUCACGCCUGUAAUCCUAGCACUUUGGGAGGCCAAGGUGGGCAGAUUGCUUGAGCCUGGGAGUUCUAGACUAGCCUGGGCAACGUGGCGAAACUCUGUCUCUACAAAAAAAAAAAUACAAAAAUUAGCCGGGUGUGGUGGUGCAUGCCUGUAGUCCCAGCUACUUGGGAGGCUGAGCUGGGAGGAUCACUUGAGCUCAGUAGUUGGAGUUGCAGUGAGCUAUAUUCACACCACUUCACUCCAGUCUGGGCGACAUAGCGAGACCCUGUCUCAAAAAAAAAAAAAAAAAAAAGGAUAUUGUGUAAUAUUAUAUAUGAAAUAUAUUGAAUAAGAUAUUUAAGUUAUAAGUAGAAAAAAUGAGCACCUGUAAGAGCUCAUCACCCAGUGUCAUGCAAUCAGGUGCUGAGAUGGCCAAUCG
Messenger RNA from Gorilla gorilla gorilla (western lowland gorilla), 4150 nucleotides. RefSeq names its product KLF transcription factor 18 (gene KLF18). The record is from RefSeq and is a predicted model, not a curated record. Bases 1 to 3201 code for a protein of 1066 amino acids. Gene Ontology annotation, molecular function: DNA-binding transcription factor activity, RNA polymerase II-specific; RNA polymerase II cis-regulatory region sequence-specific DNA binding. Gene Ontology annotation, biological process: regulation of transcription by RNA polymerase II. The transcript is spliced from 5 exons. NCBI's taxonomy places the organism in Eukaryota, Metazoa, Chordata, Mammalia, Primates, Hominidae.